GCGAGCGUCGUCUUCGCCGACCAUGACGCGGCCGUCAUCUUCGUCGAGACCUUACACGUCCUCAGGGCAUCCCGCCUCGGCACGUCCUACCACGUCCCGAGCUGACCAUCCGGACUACUUCGACCGCGACCAGCAGUAUACGGCUUACUCGCAGGAUUAUUCCGUCGAAGACGAGGACGAGGAAUCAGAGGCAGAGGAUGUCUUUGCUUUUGGGCCACCGGGCACUGCAGAAGCGGAGCCACACGCCGUCUCCACUACCGUCCCCCCUUCGCUUGUCCACCCACCCGUGUCCUUCCCGCCACCCGCCUUUGAUCCUCAUGCAACCUAUCCUAACUUCGUUAUGACUGGUCCUUCCUCAUUACACACACGCCACCCAUACCCCAUGAGCCCUCAGGUGGAGACUCCGCCCUCGACAGACUCUCAGACGGGCGACGAUCCUUAUCGCAUGCGACGCGUAGCACAGACUAAUUCAACAUCGACAUCAACUACACAUACGGGGACAGCACAUGCAGGAAGACGCUCCGCGGUGAGCUCCGCUGUCAGUUCUAGAGAGGUACACAUCUCUCUUCCCCGAACAAAAGAUCGCAUUGAGGAAGAGCAGCCGGAUGACCCGCAGAAAAGUCGACCACCAUCCUCAGUGACAAGUUUUCCAAGCUUAGACUCGGGAGCGGAAUCCAUCAAGAUGGAGUUCGACUUUGACGGUAUAGAAGAGGAAGACAGCCCAUAUCCAGAAGUCCGCGCCUCGGUCUCGAAUAUAGAUGAUCCGGAGAUGCCGUGCUUGACAAUGCGGAUGUGGUUCAUUGGGAUGCUGUUGAUAUUGGUUACAGGAUCAGCGAACGUCUUCUUCAACUUCCGACAACCUGCACCAGCAAUAUCCACGAAUGUCAUACUGCUUUGCGCACAUCCCCUAGGGAAACUUUUUGCCUUCUUCCUUCCCAUCACAACCUAUCGCUUUCCCCGCUGGCUCGGCGGCCUCGAGUUUUCUCUGAAUCCUGGACCGUGGAACAUUAAGGAGCACGCUUGUGUUUUCAUGAUGGCGAACGUCGCGUCUGGUGCACCAUAUGCAAUUAACGCCGUUGUUGUCGCAGAGAUCGACUACGGGAGAAGGCUGUCGUACGGAUUCAGCGUGCUCUUAGUCAUGGCUACCCAGAUGACCGGGUUCGGUGUAGCAGGGCUCUGCAGGAGGGUGCUUGUUUGGCCUGCCAGUAUGAUCUGGCCUCAGAACCUCGUGACUUGCACGGUUCUGAACACCCUACACGCCGAAGAGGACGAGGGCCGAGGAGGCAUCUCGCGGUACCGCUACUUUAUGUACGUGGUAUUGGGCGCGUUCUUUUUCUUUUUCUUGCCAGGGUAUCUCUUCACUGCGCUGUCGAUAUUUUCAUGGAUAUGCUGGAUCCGUCCUAACAACAUCCCAGUAAACCAGCUUUUCGGCGUUGCGAAUGGUCUGGGUAUGGGUAUUGUGACCUUUGACUGGACUCAAAUUACAUGGGCCGGUAACCCGCUGAUGGUGCCGUGGUGGGCAUCGAUCCAGACCUUCGCUGGCUUCGUGUUCUUCUAUUGGAUCAUCCUGCCCACGCUCUACUACACAAACACAUGGCACCUUGCGCACCUUCCGAUGUUAGCUAACACGCCAUACGAUCGCUAUGCGCAGCCAUACAACGUCUCACGCGUGCUAAACUCAGAUCAGACACUCAACGUUCAAGGAUUCAACGACUACUCGCCGCUGUAUCUACCCGGCGGGUAUGCCGUCACCUAUCUGAUUGCCUUCAUCCUCUCGUCCUGUGUUAUUGUACACACGAUCCUCUACUACGGCAAGAACCUCAUGAACGGCUUCAAGCGUAUCAAGAUUGAGAAGGAUGAUAUCCAUGCGAAGCUCAUGCGCUCCUACCCGGAGGUGCCCGAUUGGUGGUACCUUGGGGUAUUUGCGGUCUUCCUGGCUCUCAUGAUUGUUGCGCAGGAGGUGUGGCAGACGGGGUUGCCAGUCUGGGCGCUUCUCCUCUCCCUCGCACUCCCGGUGUUGUACACACUUCCAGCGGGUUUCAUCUUCGCGACGUCAGGGCAAUCUGUGGCAUUGAACCUCCUUGCGCAAAUUAUUCCUGGUGGCCUCCUGCCUGGCAAGCCCAUCGCGAACAUGAUUUUCAAGGGUUACACCAUCCAGACGCUCGCUGAGGCGCUGUCGUUUGUUCAAGAUUUGAAACUGGGUCACUACAUCAAGGUUCCGCCACGCGCAACAUUCAUCGUGCAAUCCACUGCGACGCUAUUUGCGGCGUUCAUCCAAGUGGGUGUGAAACAGUGGAUGUUCUCCAGCAUUCCCGAUAUAUGCCAGCCAGACCAGCGCAGUCGACUUACAUGCCCGCAUAACCAAGUGUACUACACUGCCUCGGCGAUCUGGGGUCUCCUCGGCCCAAGUCGCCAAUUCGGCAAGAGCUCCAUUUACUAUCCGCAGGUGUACGCCGUCAUCGUCGGCGUGUUCCUUCCCAUACCAUUCUGGUAUUGGCAGCGCAAAUACCCUAAUAGCUGGAACACGUAUAUCAGCACGCCGAUCGCGCUCAAUGCGGUCACGUACGUUCCGCCUGCGACGGGUAUUAACUACUCGUCCUGGAUCACGGUCGGAUUCAUCUUCCAGUACUGGAUCAGGCGACGCAACUUUGCGUGGUGGAGCAAGUUCAACUAUGUCACGAGUGCGGCUUUGGAUAUCGGCACCUUUGUAUCCCUGCUAUUUAUCUUCUUCACCCUACAAUUCCCGAGAGGUGGCUCGAUUCAGGUGAACUGGUGGGGUAACAGUGUGUGGGAAAGAACCGCAGACUUCCUGAAUCUUCCACUGAGGCAGACUAGUCCUGAAGGCUUCUAGGACACGUCGGCUUGUACAAGAUUCUGUAUUUUAACAUGUCCCUUGCCCUUCUUCCUUUCAGCGUUCGCGAGGCAUACGGGCUGGGCGCCCAGACGGACAGAGCGGGUAUUAUAUUCCGCUCGAGCACGUUAAACACAUCGACUCGGCAUAUCACACCGACCCUGCAUUCGCUCCUUGCUCAUUAUAUCUCGAUCCAAUCUCGUCUUGUGAUCUAUCCUCUCGCUCUUGUGGCUCCUGCGUUCCCCUUGGAUCGUGUUUAUGUGUCUCUAGUCCCAUCACACGCGCCCGAGUCCCCCUCCGUCUUGCAUCAAAGUCUUCCGUUUGCUUUCCUGCAACAUUUAACUACCCACGUUCAAACAAGCCCUUCAUUAGAUACCAUACAUUAUAUGAUCCUACAUUCCCACAUGGAUCUCGUCCUGUCUGCCGACCUUUUUUCUUUAUAUUUGUCAGGCACGACAGUAUUGGUUCUCAGUCUCUGUUUCUCUCCUCGUUUCUGUACCUAUCUUUUCUCGUAUUGGUAUUCCUAGGCAUAAAGUGUAAAACGC
Phanerochaete carnosa HHB-10118-sp is the source of this 3396-nucleotide messenger RNA. RefSeq lists its product as uncharacterized. Gene Ontology annotation, molecular function: oligopeptide transmembrane transporter activity. Bases 23 to 2851 code for a protein of 942 amino acids. The transcript is spliced from 12 exons. The record is from RefSeq and is a predicted model, not a curated record. Gene Ontology annotation, biological process: transmembrane transport. Lineage: Eukaryota; Fungi; Basidiomycota; Agaricomycetes; Polyporales; Phanerochaetaceae.